Molecule: messenger RNA, 1416 nt
Organism: Monodelphis domestica (gray short-tailed opossum)
Lineage: Eukaryota; Metazoa; Chordata; Mammalia; Didelphimorphia; Didelphidae
Gene: MYL3
Product: myosin light chain 3
Cellular component (GO): myosin II complex
Molecular function (GO): calcium ion binding
Source: RefSeq, a predicted model, not a curated record
UAGACCAGAGUCCAGCACUGCACUGCCUUAGCUCCCCUGAGCCUUCCCUUCCUGUGCUCUGCUCUCCCUGGGCUCACUUUCGCACCUCCCCUUUCUUUGCCUCACCAGCCCCUCUCCAUGGCUCCCAAGAAGCCUGAUCCAAAGAAGGAGGAGGCAAAGGCUGCCCCCAAGGCAGCUCCAGCUCCAGCUCCAGCGCCAGCACCCCAGCCUGAGCCCCCCAAGGAAGUCGAGUUCGAUGCCUCCAAGAUCAAAAUUGAGUUCACUCCAGAGCAAAUAGAAGAGUUCAAGGAAGCCUUUUCCCUAUUUGAUCGGACCCCCAAGUCAGAGAUGAAAAUCACAUAUGGGCAGUGUGGGGAUGUGAUGAGAGCACUGGGUCAGAACCCAACCCAGGCUGAGGUUCUUCGAGUGCUGGGGAGACCCAAACAGGAAGAACUCAAUUCCAAAAUGAUGGAUUUUGAAACCUUCUUGCCAAUGUUGCAGCAUAUUGCCAAGUGCAAGGACACUGGCACAUAUGAAGAUUUUGUAGAGGGGUUGAGAGUCUUUGAUAAGGAAGGCAAUGGAACUGUCAUGGGGGCUGAGCUGCGCCAUGUGCUGGCCACCCUAGGUGAGAGACUGACUGAAGAUGAGGUGGAGAAACUGAUGGCUGGACAGGAAGACGCCAAUGGCUGCAUCAACUAUGAAGCAUUUGUGAAACAUAUCAUGGCUAGCUGAGAUCUGAGUUCUUCAGGAAGCCCUGAUAGAGGGCCUGAUGGGGAUGAUUCUUCAGUCAGUUCCCUGAAGUGGUGUGGAAUGCUCAUUUGGAUGAAGGCUGGGUGGUUUGUGGUGGGAGGGCCAGGAAAGAAGAGGCUGGCUGUCCACGGGAUGGAUUCCAUUUUGUGGAUCGAGACAAGGGAAGUGCAAUUCUCAAGGGGGCACUCACUAGGGUGAAAUACUUGAUUGCCCUCUUUGAGAAUUGCAGUGAUAAAAUGGUGGCUUCUAUGGAGAAGGCGGAGAGUGGGACAUCACAGAGAAAGGAAAAAGAUGUUUCCUAAACAACUGGAACCAAGUGGCCUUUGCCUUCUUGUCCAUCUCACAAAGACACACAGACACACACACAGAGGCCACUUCAUUGACACAUACAUUUGCCCCAGGAAUUGGGGUAGGGUCAUGGUGUCUUAGGAGUCUAAUCUAGUGAUAUGAGCUCCAGAACCCUGCCCUCCUUUCUCAGUUCAUUUUCCUUUUCACAUAAUAUAUUCAAGUCCACCUCCAAUGUCUCUCUUAUACCUUGGGGGAAGUGUUCUUGUGCCCUUAGGGAUAUGUUCCUCAGGGAAGAGACCAGGGAACAAGGCCCCAGGGUCCUCUGUCCACUUCUACCUUUUGGUGCUACCUUCAUCCUUCUGACUGCUGACCCCCAUUAAAGGGCUUCCUUCUCAUUCA